Molecule: messenger RNA, 2075 nt
Organism: Sphaerodactylus townsendi
Lineage: Eukaryota; Metazoa; Chordata; Lepidosauria; Squamata; Sphaerodactylidae
Gene: RBBP8NL
Product: RBBP8 N-terminal like
Exons: 12
Coding region: 243-2075 (610 amino acids)
Biological process (GO): DNA double-strand break processing involved in repair via single-strand annealing; double-strand break repair via homologous recombination
Cellular component (GO): site of double-strand break
Molecular function (GO): double-stranded DNA binding; Y-form DNA binding; flap-structured DNA binding
Source: RefSeq, a predicted model, not a curated record
UUGUCUGUGCAAAUUUACCCACACUUUAUUCUCCUAUCUCUGCAGCGUUCACCGGGGUUUUGGAUCUCUAUCAUGACUUGACAGAGCAGCGGAGUUGCAGGAAUCAAGAGAAAAGGGGACGAAGACAGAGAGGCAGAGAAUCCACCGGUCUGAUGCUGCGAACUAAAUGGUGAAAUCAAAUUAAUUUGGGAAGAUCUGAUUUUUGCAAACUUGGGCCACGCCCAUGUGACAACACGUGGAACAUGGCGACUGAAAAUUUUGCAGAAUUCUUGAACAAACUCAAGGAAAUGCACGAGACGGAAGUCCAAGGGCUGCAAACAAAACUGAAUGAGCUAACCAAUGAGAAAUGUCGAGACGCCCAGAGAAUAGAAGAGCUCUUUGCCAAAAACCACCAGCUACGGGAACAGCAGAAGGUCCUCAAAGACAAUGUGAAGGUGUUGGAAAACAGGUUACGAGCCGGCCUGUGUGACAGAUGCCAAGUGACUCAAGAACUCGCAAAGAAGAAGCAGCAUGAAUUUGGGAAGGCCCAUUUCCAGAGCCUCCAACACAUCUUCAUCCUCACCAAUGAACUGAAUAAGAUGAGAGAAGAGAACAAGAAACUGAAGGAAGAGCUGAAGCGUUUCUGCAGUAUGGAGGGCAGGACAAAGCCACCGAGGGCUUUAUCCAGAGACAGGAGCUCCACCCCAGACUCGCCUUUGCCUUUACUGUCCACACGGAUCAGAAAAUCCAGCCCUGAGAAAACUGCUAGUCACGACUCAGAAGAUGCACGUAGUGAGCCGCUCAGCCAUCCACUGGGAGAAGAUCGGUCCCCAAGUCAUAGAAAUUCUCCAGGUAUCAGGAUGUCUCCUAACACAAUUUUCCAGGGAGAACACAUUGCAGAGAUGACUUCUCAGAAGAUAGCCAACCAGCUGCACGGAUCAAUUGCUUUAGUGAGUCCCAGUUUGAGGGCCACCUCUCAGGAAAGGGAAGGUGCCGGGAAUACAAGCCCGCCCCUUCAGAGCAAAACGCCGCCCUCCCCUCAGCCAGCUCGAAGUCCCAGCUUCGAAGCUUACUCAAGAGCAAGCAAAGCCGACGGCCGUGAAACUGCAUCAUCCUAUGAAACCCUGAAGCUUGCCAGGAAAGAGCAACUUUGCUUCCUCAACGAACACUUUGCCUUCCGCCAUCUUGGUCUUCGGAAAAAUCCCGGAAGCCGGGACAGCACUUUCCCUCACCACUUGUUCACAGCCAGGGAAGGGGGAGGCAAAACGCGGCCCCAGUAUGAGUGGGAAGACCAGGCCUCCAUUUUGGAUCUCCCCGGCACCAUGGUGUACAUGAAGGACUCCCAUUUGGAGAACAGACUCCCGUUUCUUCAGCACCCAGAGAAGCUCCAGUAUCUACUGGCGCAACAAGAGCUGAAGGCCAGAAUGGAAGUCAGCUUCAACCCCUCCCAAAACAGAUCCCCCUCUCCGUUGCUGACACCGGACAAGGAAUGCAAAAAGGAAAAACUAUCUUGGGAAGAUCCUGCUGAUGGGGUGAGAGGGAAAUGGAUCUGGAUUAACAGGGAAGACCUGGAACACACAGAGAAGGCAGAGACUGUGAGGGAGUAUCUCACUGAAGCACCUCUGGACCUAUCAGAUUACGGCAGAGGCAGGGAGAACCUGAAAGUCAGUAGCUGGCAACAGCCCUGCAUGAAACGUGAGGCUGAGAGUCCCAGUCAAGAGCUGAGGGGAAGCCCCGUUCCACAGAAAGCGUGCUCCUUCAGCCAGCUCCAAGCAGCUAGACAUCUCCAGGAGAGCACCGAGCCAGAGAAGCUCAUUAUCAAAACCCAAGAGGCUAUAGCAGCAUCUUUGAUCUCUACGGUACAAGAACAUCCCAUUGACAAGACAGUUGCAAGCGAUACAGAUGCUGAUCUAGAGGAAAAGAUGCCUUUUAGCGCACAGAAGCAAGAAACGGAUGAACCAGCCUGUAAGAAAUCAGUCAGAGGCCGAAGGAAUGGCAAAGAUUCCCCGGUUCCAGGCAAUGCUCAAGAAGCGAUGCAGGAGACUAAAAAUCAGAGCCCUGCUUCCAGCCACAAUGAGGACGUUGGGGAGACAUAG